Molecule: messenger RNA, 1106 nt
Organism: Canariomyces notabilis
Lineage: Eukaryota; Fungi; Ascomycota; Sordariomycetes; Sordariales; Chaetomiaceae
Exons: 3
Coding region: 328-843 (171 amino acids)
Cellular component (GO): mitochondrion; cytoplasm; membrane
Source: RefSeq, a predicted model, not a curated record
CCAGAUUUUCAUUCCCCAGCUCUGCUAUCUGAAACUUCGACAACGCAUAGCAAGAACCUUUGGGUCCUUGGACCGGAGAACAAAUCAGUAUCAGCGAUUCCGGAGCUGUAUCUAUAACCUGUCAUCCAUUGGAUUGCGAAAUAGUACAACCCGAACUGUUUUCUCAUACCAAAUCAGCAAAGAGAUUUCUCGGUUUACAUUUUACUUUACACAUCUUACAUCUUGCCCCAGUGGUUUUCAGAUCCAAUCAACCGUUGCGCUCACACGACAAUUCCAAGAGCCAACUCACUCUCACUGAGACAGCGAUACUUAAACAAAACCACAAAGAUGCUCGGUUGGUACCAGGCCCGCAUGGCGGCCCGACCCCUCCUUACUCCAGCGAUAACAACUUCAAUUCUCUUUGGGGUAGGCGACAUCGCCUCACAGCAGCUCGUUGAGAAGAGGGGCAUCGAGAAGCAUGAGUUUGCUCGCACAGGACGGAUGUUGCUCUAUGGUGGUACCAUCUUCGGUCCCGCCGCAACGACCUGGUUCAGGUUCCUGCAGCGGAACGUCCAGCUGCGGUCGGCCAACGCGACCAUCCUGGCGCGGGUGGCGUGCGAUCAGCUCGUCUUUGCGCCGACCUUUAUCGGCGUGUUCCUCAGCAGCAUGGCCGUGCUCGAGGGCUCGUCGGUCCAGGAGAAGCUGGCCAAGAGCUACAGCAGCGCGCUCACGACCAACUGGAUGAUCUGGCCGUUUGUGCAAAUGGUCAACUUCAAGCUCGUGCCGCUCGACUACCGCCUGUUGUUUGUUAACGUGAUUAGCAUUGGCUGGAACUGUUAUCUCAGCUAUCUGAAUAGCUCAUGAAGAGGUUGUUGGUUAGGGAGGGGAGGAUAUAAUUCAGGGACGUGGCCCGAGCGUACUGGACUAGGUAUUACAUAUCGUGAUUAACGGGCUGAUUGAGCGAGGUAUGCCAGGCGUUUAGAGGGUCAAGACGGGUGCCAUCAAGGCUUAUUCUCAUUGCUGUUCGGUCAGUAGACGGCUUGUAGAUGGCGCAAAAAGCAGAGCUCUCUCAAUGGUACGUUGUACGAUACAGUACUCAUGCUUCAAAUUAAGUCUAUAAAACUGCA